Messenger RNA from Vollenhovia emeryi, 2031 nucleotides. RefSeq names its product methionyl-tRNA formyltransferase, mitochondrial. The record is from RefSeq and is a predicted model, not a curated record. Gene Ontology annotation, biological process: biosynthetic process; conversion of methionyl-tRNA to N-formyl-methionyl-tRNA. Gene Ontology annotation, molecular function: methionyl-tRNA formyltransferase activity. NCBI's taxonomy places the organism in Eukaryota, Metazoa, Arthropoda, Insecta, Hymenoptera, Formicidae. Gene Ontology annotation, cellular component: mitochondrion. The coding region runs from base 149 to 1231 and encodes 360 amino acids. The transcript is spliced from 6 exons.
GCCAGUUCAGCUGUAAAGAACAGACCCGAUAACACAUGCGUAUUCGCCGGUGCGUCAUGGACAGACACGCGGGUGUUUCCGCACAAAUGUUACUUUACGCUCUUUACAGUUGCUUACAGUUAACAGAUCUCCCCCGUGGAAAUGCGAUAUGUUGAAUGUUGCAUUUCUUACGCGCGUAAUAAAAAUACACCUGUGCUUACGCGCGACACUCGCGAGGCAUGACGAGUCGCGCGAGAUAACCUUCGCACUUUGCGCGCAUCACGUUCGAAAGAGGCGAUCGCACUCGUUUCCACCCGGCGGUCCCUGGAGUGUGUUGUUUUUCGGCAACAAUUCUCUGGAGAGCCUUCGGAGCUUGUACAAUGAGUACAAAGCCGAGAAACUUUGCCGGCUGGAAGUAGUCUCGGUGUGUAGCAAGAAGAAUGAUGUGAUACAGUUUGCGAAGGAGAAGGGACUCGUUGUUAAUGAAUGGCCGCUCGCCAACAAUCCACGGGACUUUCACAUCGGGAUAGUCGUUGGCUUCGGCCACCUGAUACCGUUAGACAUUAUAAAUUCUUUCCCGCUCGGUAUGUUGAACAUUCACACUAGUCUGCUGCCACGAUGGAGAGGAGCGGCUCCCGAAGCUUACGCCUUGAUGAACGGAGACACUCAGACGGGAGUUACGCUUAUGAAAGUGGCGAAAACGUUUGAUACUGGAGAUAUAGUAACACAGGAGAAGAUAGAUAUUCAUGCAGAUGAAACUCUACCGGAAUUGAAGAUGAAGUUAGCAGAGCUGGGUGCAAAUGUUUUGAUCGAUGCGAUGGGAAAAUUGCCGCAAGUGUUAUCUUCCUCGAGGCCUCAGGGAAAAUUAGGCAUAACUUAUGCACCUAAAAUUACAUUGAAGAUCUCUGUAGUGAAUUGGGACGAGAUGACGGCGAAGAAUGUUUAUGAUCUGCAACGUGCUCUUCUAGGAAGGUACCCGUUAAAAACCAAGUUUGAUGGCACGAAUAUAAAAUUGUUGGAUGUCCGGCCGACGUCGAAGUCGGUAGAUGAAAAAAAUGCGGAUGUGCCAGGUCGUGUGACAUUUGAUCGGGAGAACAAAGUGUUAGUUGUGACAUGUAAAGGACCAAGUUGGAUUUCAGUAUCGAAAGUAAUUGUGGAAAGUCAUUCAGCUAUGAGUGCGACGUCCUUUGCAAACGGAUAUUUACGAGGUAGAAAGAAAGAUUGGAUAUUAUUUCAGAGUAAUGUUACAUAAUCUACAGCGCUGCUUCUGACUCCAACGCUGGUCUUUUGUAAAUCUAUGACAAUUUCAUUUAGAAAUAGAUCAUGAACAUAAAAUUUUUAUUGACUACAAUAGUAUUUAACUUAGAAUGUACAAAAUGUAAUAUUGACGCAGCGACUAUUGCAAUAAAAAAAAUUACAGAUUAUAUAUAUCAAUGUUUCUUUAAAUGUUCGAUACGAGAAAUUGCUUUUUGCUCUAAUCUUGUAAUUUAAAAUAGUAUCAUUCUUGUCUCAUGCGAAAAUAUUCUUUUGUAUAUUCUUUUUGUUCCUUGCUAUAAAAUUUAUUUAAUAUAUCUCUUUGCGUAGAUCUGUUAUAUAAAACUACAAAGCGUUAAGAAAAAAUCAGUGAAAGAAAUGACAAGAAAUAAGUAGCGCGAACUAUACUAAGAUUCAAAUGAAUCAGUUUUAAGUGGAAUUUGUAGAUUCUCAUAGAAUUCGGUUUUUCUUUAAAUUACAGCAAAGUUUCUCUCUUGUGAUUUCGUAUCUUACAAAAAAACAGAAUAACACUGAAGGCCUUAUUUAUAUAAACGUAGAAUUGGAGCUGCAGAUAGAAAAUUGUUGAUAUUAAGUCUCAGUUUCAGAGGCCUGAAAUAAAAGAAAUAUUUUUGCUAUAAAAAAAUCACUUUCUUUUAUUACAUUUAGUGUGCCAAUGAUAUAUAUCCACAUUGACAAUAUUAAGCGGAAGACACAAAAUGGAGUUCAGAAUGCUUCAAGACAUUAUUCUAGUUUGCUGUACACCACAAAAUAAAAAUAAAUAUAAUAAUUUAAUUUCCA